AUGCAAAAGGCUUCGCCAUCACGUCUUCCAUCUGGAAAAUGGUCGGCUCCUGCAGCGAUUGGUGUAGGCGGUUUUGGCGGAGGCUUCAAUGCUGGAGCCGAAAUGGUGGACUUUCUGAUUGUGCUUAACACCACGGCGGCUGUGCGAACAUUCAUGGCAUCUGGAUCCCUGCAACUAGGUGGAAACCUAAGUUUGGCUGUGGGACCCCUGGGCCGGACGGGCGAAGCGGGGGCAUCCAUUAAUGGUGAUAUGCAGCUUGCAGCCAUGUUUACGUAUUGUGUGUCCCGCGGUCUGUAUGGUGGCAUCACUAUUGAGGGAACACUACUGGGUGAUCGCCCUGACACGAAUGAGCGUACCUAUGGUCGCAGCUAUACAGCUGCAGAAAUUUUGUCAGGACAAGUGGAUGUGCCCAAAUGUGCAAUACCUCUGGUUGCGCGACUGGAGGAGAUUACAAGCUUUGAGCCGUUUGAAUCUUCCAUAUACGAUGGGCCUAGGGAAUAUCUUGAUCCUACCAUGGACUAUGUGCGCCGGCCUGAACAACGGAGACGUCCGCCACCGCCAGGAACCAAGGCGGAGCCAUUAGAUUCUUCACUUGAGGAUGACCACGGGCCAUUUUCACCUCCUCCCUACAGCUCACUACAGAAUAGCACCAAUGCUCCAAAUAUGUCGAGCAGACUCAACUCAGUCGGUAAGGGUUCCAGCUGUGCGGGCGAAUUCGAUAAUGAAGAUCCUUUUAGUGACUCACAAGGGUCUCAAUACGAUCCCAACAUGCUUUCUUACGAGCCAAGAUCUAAGCUUGGCUCUCGCCGAACUAUGGCGCAGACGUCGGCCUCUACUCUCCCGAAACUGGACCAAUCCCAGUUCCAUUCUUCAAAUGCAUACGGUCUGGAUAACAGUUUUGAUGCCGACUUUGACGCUCCUUUAUCGGAGCCUACACAGCCCAACGCAAGUCGUCCACCCGCAACUGGUCUGAUUGACGCUGGUGUGCUUGAUGGUGAUCUUGUUGUGGCUAUCCACGAUUUCAUGGCACAGAAGCCGUCCGAUUUAUCUUUCCAGCGUGGCGAUAUCAUUCGUGUGGUGCAUCGCACCAAUAAGUCUAAUGACUGGUGGUCCGGCGAGUUAGUGGCACAGUUUAGCGACGGUCCCAGCCGUAUUGGACAGUAUGUUUAA
Molecule: messenger RNA, 1170 nt
Organism: Malassezia sympodialis ATCC 42132
Lineage: Eukaryota; Fungi; Basidiomycota; Malasseziomycetes; Malasseziales; Malasseziaceae
Exons: 2
Coding region: 1-1170 (389 amino acids)
Biological process (GO): actin cortical patch localization; actin filament bundle assembly
Cellular component (GO): actin cortical patch
Molecular function (GO): actin filament binding; phosphatidylinositol binding
Source: RefSeq, a predicted model, not a curated record